Messenger RNA from Lutzomyia longipalpis, 4851 nucleotides. It is a transcript of the gene atk, whose product is annotated as protein artichoke. The record is from RefSeq and is a predicted model, not a curated record. NCBI's taxonomy places the organism in Eukaryota, Metazoa, Arthropoda, Insecta, Diptera, Psychodidae. The transcript has 4 exons. Gene Ontology annotation, molecular function: protein binding. Bases 356 to 4735 code for a protein of 1459 amino acids.
UUUUAAACGAAAAAGCUCUACUUUUGAAUAAUUAUUCAUCUUCAUUCCACCAAGAGAAAAGAAAAAUAUUACAUAAAAGUGAAAACCAAAUAAAAGACUAAAGAAGUUCUUUUUCUGAGGAUUUUCAGUGAAACAAAAAAAAAGUUAAUUCAGUGAAAUAAUACAAAAUCCAACCAAGAAAGGAUUAUUUAAUAACAAAAAGUGAGGAGAGAGAGGAGAAUUGUGGCCAGGCCAAGGUAGCCGAUGACCGCGAGCUUUUAAAAUUUUUAGCCACAAUUGUGAAUUGUUUGGGAAGCCCCUCUCUGUCUCAUUCCCCACUAUUUAGCCAUGUAAAGGGUCUCCUGGACAUAGAGAGAUGCUGACAAUGGGCUUUGUGAUUUCGUUGCUACUCUGUGGCACAUUUGUGGCAUUAGCUAGCGCCCAGAGGGACACCUCCUAUUGCCCACCGCAGGAAAUUAUUCUACCCUGUCGAUGUUCCCAGCGUGGGGAUGAAGUGCAAAUAUGGUGCUCUCAUAGUGAUCUCCCGCGUGUUCUGACUGGCAUAAAAUCCGUGGCUAAAACAAUGAAUCACCGACAAAUUGAUGAGCUAAUCCUGGAGAAUAAUCUCCUGCCAUCCUUCCCAGGACGCGCAUUCUCUCCACUGAGGGUGCUGCGCCUCAUGUUGCGCCACAAUGGUCUUGAACGUCUCUCCAGUGGAUGGCUGAAUGAUCUCGAAGAUAGCCUCGUGGAGGUUUUUAUUGUUGAAAGGAAUCUCCGGAGUAUCCCUGUUGAUAGCCUCACUGGGCUAAGGAAACUCGAAGCUGUCACCAUUCAGAGUGAGAGCCUAAAGAGAGCUCCGGAUUUCUCUAAUCUCCCCCGUCUUCGGUACGUCAACAUCCAGAGCUCAUCCCUCAUUGAACUCUCCCCGAUGGGCUUUAGGCAGCUCAUAAAUCUCGACACUGUCACAAUCACAGGGAGUGGGAAGCUGAAUCGCCUCGAAGCUGGGCUUUUUCACGAUCUUCCACGCCUCAAAUCCAUCGAUGUAUCCAAUAAUGGCAUCAACUGGAUUCAUCUGCGUGCCCUGGCGCGUCUGCCGCAGCUGAAAGUCCUCAAAUUGAGUGGGAAUCGCAUCACAGAUGCGGGAAUGGUGGGAAGAGCCAUAAAAGAUCUGGGAAAUUUGGAAGUUCUCAAACUCGACUCAAAUCGCAUAACAACCCUCGGUGAGGGAAGUUUCGUGGACUUACCCUCCCUGAGGGAGCUUCAUCUCAACAGCAAUGCCAUCACCGAGAUUCACCACGGGGCCUUCCAUCGAACACCAAAUCUCAAAGUUGUCCACCUCGAAAGUAACUACCUGCGUCGCGUUCAUCCGGAAUCCUUCCUUCAGGCAUCCGGAAGUGGUGUGGAAUUCCUCCAUUUGCAGGAGAAUGAAAUUGGGCGCAUUGAGGAGCUACGUUCAAUGCUUGACGCCCUGCCACGGCUUAAAUUUCUCGAUCUCAGUCACAAUCGCCUGGAGAUCAUUCCCUUUGGUGCUCUCCGGGGGCACGGGACGCUGGAACAACUCUACCUGGACAACAAUAUGAUCCGUAUGAUUGAUCGGGAUGCCUUUAUGGCAAUGCCAGGCCUCCGGGAAUUGCGCCUGAAGAAUAAUUCCCUCUCAGACAUCCUCCCGAUGCCAUUUUGGAAUUUACCCGGACUCAAGGGGUUGGAUUUGUCUGAAAAUCACUUCCAGCGCAUCGAACCACAACUCCUCAUGGGCCUCCCCUCCUUGCGACGUCUCGAUGUCUCCAAGAAUACCCUAAUUGACAUUAAUCCUUCAUCCUUUGUGCGCACAGCAAUGCUGGAGACAAUUGAUUUGUCCGGCAAUGGAUUGUCUGCCCUUCAUCCGGGACUCUUCCGGAAUCUGGAUCGUCUCUUUGAGAUUGACAUCAGUGACAAUCAUCUGCAGGAUAUGCUGACAGGACUCCCAAUGGCCGUUGAGCGUGUCACGGUGCGCAAUAAUAAAAUAUCCUCCCUUGUGCAGGGACAGGCGACACUCCAUCUGCCCAAUGUGAGGAUGUUGGAUAUGAGUGGGAAUAUGCUACAGCGUGUCCCACGUGGAACAUUCCAGCAGAUGCCACAGCUGAGGUCACUGAAUCUCGCACAAAAUGGCAUUUUGGGCUUGGAUGAUGACAGCCUGGCGGGGUUGAUGCGCCUCGAGAGUCUCGAUCUCAAGGAUAACCGGAUUGUUCAUUUGCACGAACGAAGUCUCGCCACAGUUCCCACCCUCAUUGAUCUCAAUCUACAAAAUAAUCGCCUCGAGGAGAUCAGCAAUCAACUCCUGGUGAAUCUACCGCAGCUCAAACGAUUGGAUUUAUCACGAAACAGCAUCUCCCUCAUCCCGCCGGAAACAUUCCGGCAAACUCGUUCAAUUGAAGCACUCGAUCUCUCAAGUAAUAGCAUGCGGGAGCUUCCUGCAAGCUUAGCUGGACUCACGGAACUCCGUGAAAUUGAUUUGAGCUACAAUAAUCUCGUGGAUCUCCCACCGGACGUCAUUGCAUCCUGGCGUAGCUUAGAGGAACUCCGUGCGGCAAGCAAUAAAGUCACAGCCCUUCGAAGUGGCUCCUUCCGGAAUCUCCCAAUGCUGCAGUACCUCGAUGUUUCGAGCAAUGAAAUGCGCGCCAUGGAAAUGGGAGCUAUAAGAAAUCUCCCGGAGCUGCAGGAACUCGUCCUUGCGGACAAUCAUUUGCACAAUAUCCCUGACCGGGUAUUUGAGAAUCUUCCAAAUCUCCAAGCUGUUCAUCUGCAGCAAAACUUCCUAUCUUCCAUCGGGCCAAAUGCCUUCUAUCGCACCCCAUCAAUUGUCUACCUCAAUCUUUCGGCAAAUAACUUCCGGGACUUGGAACAGACGGCACUGCGAUCCGUACGCAGCCUGGAAGUGUUGGAUUUAUCCAAUAAUGGCCUCCGGAGGGUCACAUCAUCCCCCCUGCGUCAACUUGAUUGGCUUGUGGAGCUGAAUUUGGACAAUAAUCGCAUCUGUCGCGUUCAGGGAGAACCCUUUGCCACCAUGCCACGCCUUCGGGUGCUGAGCUUGCGGAAUAAUCGCAUGACAACCAUGUCUGAGGCUACCUUCCGCAAUCUCCGGACAAAUAUUGCCAUUUUGGAUCUCGAUGGGAAUCCCCUGGAUUGCUCAUGCAAUCUCAUGUGGUACCAUUCGUGGUUGAUGGAGAAUGAUUUUCAACUUCCAGGGCCCCGAUGUCGGGAUGGAACAAUGCUCCGGGAUAUCCGGUUAAGUCGAUCUGAUUGCCAGGAUGCGGAUUCACGCAAUAGCCAGCUGAAUCUUCCACUAACCAAUGAGCAUGGAGACAUUUUUGCACGACAAUUGGAUGAUGGUCCAUGCGAGGAUGUUCCCUAUGAGGAGUAUCAAGGGAAUCUACCACCAUCUCCGGAAGAGAGUGACUACUUUGAGAAGUAUGUGGAUUAUCCACUAAAUGACACCAAUUCCCUAGCCAAUGCAUCCCUGGGCAAUGCUGCAACACCUCUGAAUCUCACAAACACCAUCCUCCAUGCGAAUCCUGACAAUUUGCGACCCCCACCACCUCCACCACCUGGCCCAGGAGCAGCAUUCACCUUCUUUGGGCUUCCCCUGACAACUCUUGGCCUCGGGCGGCUCUGGGGUCAGGGACGUGGGAAUACCGAGAGAUCUGACACGGUGGGAUCCCGUGGACGUGGAAGGGUUCAGGUCUACCGUCCAGAUGACCCAGAAUUGCUGAAACUUCUCGGGAAGACGAAGAAACCCCAAUCGGGGAAUCCCAGUGGUGCAGGAAGUCCAAUGGCCAAGGAAAACCCACAAUACUACCGCCCAUACUUCCAGACACCCUUCCAGGAACCUGCCCAAGUGCAAAAAGGUGGCUUUGUACCCAUGCUUCCGGGUGUUGCUGGUGGUUUUAUGCCCAUCAAUGAUCCCUAUGGGAAUGCCACAAAUUCCACAGACGCUUUGGGGAAAAAUACAACAAAUGAUACGUGGCCACAGGAAUUCCAGGAAGAAGUCCCCUUAGUCACUGAAACACCCCGGAGGAUUGUUGUAAAGGGGCAACCUGUUAAACGGGGUCCAAUUGUUAUUGAAGCUGACUCCCAGGAUGCUCCCAAGAGGAAUGCCGAAUUGCAAAAUGAUGCAGACAGGAAGGAUGAAGAAUCCUUAGCAGAAGCCCCAACAACCGCAUCUCCUGUCCAGGAAGUAAUUUCCGAUCUCAAUGACAUUUCCCGGCAUGAGGAGGUUGACUUGGCAGCACCUGUGGAGGAUGCAGCUUCCUCCUAUCCUCGUCCUGACUUUACGAAGGAGCACAAAUUCUGGGAGAAUCCAACGGGUGAUACAUCCGGUUCCCUGUCUGCCCUUGUAGCUCCCGGAGCGCAACAGGGCAGCCUCAAAGGUCCCCCCGGCCGAUCAACAAUCACCAAAGUCUUCACCCCAGCACCGAUUGCAGUGCAAAAUAUCCCAGCCACAGAGGAAUACCUCCAUAGUCAGGGGCAGGACAAUGAAGUAGAUUCCAAUGAUUUCGUUACGAGCACAUCAGUGGUGGAAUCCCACAUGCAGGAGCCCAAGAGUCGUGCUGACAUGGAUUGGUACUACAGAAGCUACAAUCAAACACCAACAAGUAGGGAUUUUGACUACACCUUCGACAAAAUACGCAGAAAUUCCGCCUCAACCGCCCAUCCCUUCCCCCUGGGGCUUUUCCCCCUUCUCCUGGUUAACUUCCUCAUCCUGAGGCAUGUUUUGUAAAUAAAAAAAAAAUCAUAAAAAAGGAAAAAGUUUAGUGGAUUGAAAGUUGUGUAGAUUUUGUUUGAGAUUGUAAAUAUGUGGGGAAAAUAAAAAAAAUAGCGUCCUUGUGUCUAAGA